This is a messenger RNA of Oncorhynchus kisutch (coho salmon), 1730 nucleotides long. RefSeq names its product tetraspanin-1-like. Gene Ontology annotation, cellular component: plasma membrane. The transcript is spliced from 8 exons. The coding region runs from base 479 to 1216 and encodes 245 amino acids. Lineage: Eukaryota; Metazoa; Chordata; Actinopteri; Salmoniformes; Salmonidae. The record is from RefSeq and is a predicted model, not a curated record.
UUUCUGUUUUUGCUUUGUCAUUAUGGGGUAUUGUGUGUAGAUUGAGGGAAUUGUUUUAUUGAAUCCAUUUUAGAAUACCCUCAAGUGUGUGUGUGUGUGUGUGUUUUCACCCUCAAGUGUGUGUUUUCACCCUCUAGAGUGUGUGUGUGUUUUCACCCUCGAGUGUGUGUGUGUGUGUUUUCACCCUCUAGAGUGUGUGUUUUUUCACCCUAUAGAGUGUGUGUGUGUGUGUUUUCACCCUCUAGAGUGUGUGUGUGUUUUCACCUCCGUCAUAAAGUUCCCUCUGGUAGGACUUUAGCCACCAGGAAGUUGUCCUACACUAGAAACCGAGGGGAGGGGUCACUUACUCCCUCCCCUCGUGUGUUUGUGAGACCUGUGGGGGUGAGUGAGGAUAAAGGGCCAGAUAGAGACGAACACUCCUCUCAAACAUCAACAGUCAUCACCUCAGCACAGGAGAAGGAAACAACAGACGGCAAAGAUGUGUUGCUCCGGGUUUCUCAAGAUUAUGAUGUUCAUCUUCAAUGGAGCCAUCUUUUUGGCAGGUGUGGCCAUCCUGGCAGUGGGGGUGUGGGUGAAGGUGGACAGUGGCUCUCUACUGGGAGUACUAGACAACAUUAAGGACGUCCCAGCAGAACUGGGCCAGCUGGCUAACGUGGCCUACCUGCUCAUGGGGGUCGGAGGGGUCCUGCUGAUCAUGGGCUUCCUAGGGUGCUGUGGAGCCAUGAAGGAGUCCAGGUGUAUGCUGAUGCUGUUCUUCAUCAUCAUCCUGAUCAUAUUCAUUGCAGAGGUGGCUGGGUGCGUGGUGGUCCUCGUCUUCCAACCACUGGCUAAGGAAGUUCUUGAGGACCUUAGUGAGAAGGUUGUUGACAGCAUUCAAAGAGACUACGGGAAGGAUGAGAGCCUGACUUCACUAUGGAAUGGUACCAUGGAACAGUUCAAGUGCUGUGGAUACCGCAAUUACACAGACUUCGAUGGAUCCCCUUUCCAAGAGAAGCCAACUAACCCUACGUACCCACCAACAUGUUGCAUUAAAACUGAAACCUGUACAGCUGCUGCUGCUGAACGCUCGAAUGUCAAUGGCUGCUUUACCAUGUUGCUGAACCUGAUAGAGGACAACGCUGUCAUCAUUGGAGCUGUUGGACUGGGCAUCGCUGCGCUUGAGAUUGCUGCCAUGGUGGUGUCAAUGGUUCUCUACCAACAGAUUGGUAACAAGUAGCACUGAGGACACCGACAUCCAGGACCACGCCUGUUUAACCAUCAUCAUUGCCUCACCUUGACACCUUCAGUCGACAUGUUUAAUUUCAAACACCAAAGAUUAUUAAAAUAUUUCAAUUAUAAAAGAAAAACGAGAGAGGAAGGAGCGUUGUUCAAAACCCUGUUGUGACUCGAUCACCUCCAUGGUAUAUCAACAAUAUCUGUAUACUGUAUAGGGCCUACUGUAUGCAUUCAGUACUUAUUUAUGUGUAAAUUAGAUUAUUUUAUCUCUAUCCUUAUUUGUUUCUUGCUGAAGCUGAAGACUUUACAUGAUGUUUUGAGAAGGUAAUUGCUUUACACUUGCUCUAACUGGCAAGACUUUAUUUUGUAUUUUUUAUUCAACAGUCUUGAAUGGAUAUACAGUGUCUCAUUUUGUACAUAUACAUAUUGAAGUUUAGAAAUUACCACAUUCAAUCUGACUUGUUUAUUUCUUGUUCUAUUCUUUAUGAGGAAAUUAAACAUGUUCUUAUUUGCAA